CCCGUUCAAGCUCGAGCUACACUCUCCAGCGAGGUUCAACAUGCCCAUGCUCACGGGCGACGUCUCCAAGCACGGCAUCCACCGCAGGAUCGACGCCCUCGCGACCCGGCUUCGACGAAGGCAGCUCAUCGGCUCGAGGGAGGUCGCGCUCGAGGUCAUCCGCCUCUUUCGCGAGGUGGUCGCGAGCGCCAAGUUCAGCUCGUUUGAGCAGCUCGUCGCCCACUUGGACGAGGUCGGCAAGGUUCUGCAGGAGGCUGGGCCCAAAGAACUCGUCGUGACGAGUAUGACGCGGCGCAUCUGCAUGCUCAUCCGCGAGGAGUACCAGACGGCGCUCGCCAACCACCUCGACGAGGCUGGGCCCUCGUCCCCCUCGGGCUCGCACACGCCGACCCGCCCGAACCCGCUCCUGUCGACCUACUCGACCUCGAGCCUCGGCGACGGCGGGGCAACGACGUCGGGCGCGGGCGCGGGCGGUGCGCUCCCGCGCGAGCACGAGUUCUCCAAGCGGAGCUUCUACCUCAAGCCCGUCUUCAUCGAGGCGAUCCAGGAGCUCAUGGACGAGGUCGAGAUGACGUACCGCAGCGUCGGCGAGCAGUCGACCGACCACAUCCACUCUGGCGAGUUCAUUUUGACGAUCGGGCACUCGAAGACGGUCGAGGCGUUCCUCAAGCACGCGGCGCGCAAGCGCAAGUUCACCGUCAUCGUCGCCGAGACGGCUCCUUCCUUCUCUGGCCGCACGCACGCCCUCGCCCUGUCGUCGGCCGGGAUCCCGACCAUCCUCAUCCCCGACUCGAACAUCUUUGCGCUCCUGCCGCGGUGCAGCAAAGUCGUCGUCGGCCCGCACGUCGUCCUCGCCGACGGCGCGCUCCUGUCGCUGUCGGGCUCGCUCCCGCUGUGCCUCGCCGCCAACCGGAUGCGGGUCCCCGUCGUCGCCGUCGCGGGCAUGUUCAAGUUCUCGCCCGUGUACCUCGGCGAGGCCGACUGGGGCAUGCGCGACUUGGGCAGCCCCGAGGUCGUCCUCGCGAGCACCGAACGCUGCGUCCUCGACCCGCUCGAGCGCCUCGGCGAGCUCGACGCAGAAGAGACAGAGGUGCUCAACCCGUACUACGACGUCGUGCCCGCCGACCUCGUCAGCUUGUACAUCAGCAACCUUGGUGGACACCCCUCGUCCGUGCUGUAUCGCCUCCUGAACGACAUGUACGGCGCCCAGUGACGACGGGGCACCCGAGCGCUCCUGCAACUCGCACAUACCGUCUACCUC
Molecule: messenger RNA, 1261 nt
Organism: Rhodotorula graminis WP1
Lineage: Eukaryota; Fungi; Basidiomycota; Microbotryomycetes; Sporidiobolales; Sporidiobolaceae
Exons: 8
Coding region: 41-1213 (390 amino acids)
Biological process (GO): translational initiation
Cellular component (GO): eukaryotic translation initiation factor 2B complex
Molecular function (GO): translation initiation factor activity; guanyl-nucleotide exchange factor activity
Source: RefSeq, a predicted model, not a curated record